Messenger RNA from Haliaeetus leucocephalus (bald eagle), 3814 nucleotides. RefSeq names its product DnaJ (Hsp40) homolog, subfamily C, member 18 (gene DNAJC18). The record is from RefSeq and is a predicted model, not a curated record. Bases 1 to 1056 code for a protein of 351 amino acids. Gene Ontology annotation, cellular component: endoplasmic reticulum membrane. Gene Ontology annotation, molecular function: Hsp70 protein binding. Gene Ontology annotation, biological process: cellular response to misfolded protein. The transcript has 7 exons. NCBI's taxonomy places the organism in Eukaryota, Metazoa, Chordata, Aves, Accipitriformes, Accipitridae.
AUGUUCCUUGCAGGUGGGGCGGGGGGCAAGUUCUUCCAGCCUGGAAUGGAGUUGGAGGUCACCAUCUCCCCCUGCCACCUUUACCUCUCCCCCAGUUCACGCUUCUUCAGCAAUCAUCCGGCCUUCGGCACCUUCUGGAGCGGGAUGCUUCCUUUUAUUGGUCACAUCCUACGCUUCUUAGGUAACCUUGCUUGCGCUUCCAGGAUAAAGCGGUGUCGGAACUACUACGAAAUUCUGGGGGUGGAGAGGGACGCUAGCGAGGAGGACCUGAAGAAAGCCUACCGCAAACUGGCCCUGAAAUUUCACCCGGACAAGAACCGCGCUCCCGGAGCAACGGAAGCUUUUAAAGCAAUAGGCAAUGCUUUUGCAGUUCUGAGCAACCCUGAAAAACGAUUACGAUACGAUGAACUUGGAAGUGACCAAGAGCAUGUCAGCACUGGUCAGGCCAGGCAUUAUAAUUACUACACAGAAUUUGAAGCAGACAUUACACCAGAAGAAAUAUUCAAUGUGUUUUUUGGUGGGCACUUUCCUACAGGAAAUAUCCAUAUGUUCUCCAAUGUAGCCAGAGAUGCGCACUAUUAUCCACGGAGGCACCGAAAUGAAAGAGUGUGGACACAGGAGCAAGAGGAGGAAGAAAACAGGCCACAGAAUUCAUAUUCUGCAUUUAUUCAGUUGAUGCCAGUUUUCAUAAUAAUAAUAGUGUCAGUUAUAACUCAGCUGAUGGCCACAAACCCGCCCUACAGCCUAUUCUACAAAUCGUCCAUAGGCCACGUUAUUAGUAGAGAAACAGAGAACUUGCAGGUGCCUUACUAUGUUGAUAAAAACUUUGAAAGGAAUUAUCAAGGAGCAGACCUUAAAGAGCUAGAGAAAACCGUUGAAAAAGAUUACAUAGACUAUAUUCAGACCAGCUGCUGGAAGGAGAAACAGCAAAAGUCUGAUUUGUCAAAUUUGGCCAAGCUAUACAGAGAUGAGCGGUUAAAACAGAAAGCAGAAUCACUGAAACUUGAGCACUGUGAGAAGCUCUCCAGUCUGAUUGGAAUGCACAAAGGGGGCUGACCAGGGCACACACAUUCUGUAGUUUUAUUUAUUGCUAAUUUAACUUAUGUUUUUAUUUUCCUUUGUAUAAAAAGGGAAGGAGACUGUUGUAAAGAGUCUGAAUAUUGGAGUCCUGCAUCUGGUGCAGAGAUGGGCCAACACAAGCUGCAGAGCUAGUGUUUGCUAUAAUACAUACUCUACACAAUAUUUGGUUCUAAGGACCAGUGGCGCUUUGUAAAUUAAUUCCCUGGGAAACGCUAUUAGUUUGGAACCUGUCUUCAUCGGUAGUUUGUCUGCCAUCCAAACAGUAUAUACUUCCCAAGAGAGCAGACAAAUGUCUUAGCUUUCUGUAUUUUAUAUGGACCUGCAAUUCACUCGAUCAUAUGCACAGCGUAGUUCUCAGUAUUAAGUGCGCUAGCCUUCUCGUACUGAUAUCAAGCGGAUGUCCUUGCUUCUACAGUGGUUUUGUAAUGAGAACUUAGAUGGAAGGCGGCAUGUUUCCUGUUCGAGUGUAAUAUGCAAUGCUUAAUUCAGAAGAGUCAAGUACCUGCUUCAGGUGAGCACUUGAGCAGGCUCCCAGCUCUCCCUGCUGUCAAAGGGACAUAACCCCGUGCUUGUCUGACUGGAGGGGGCACGCUGAGAUGCCAGCAGCAACAUCGAACAAGAAGAUCGGAGUCUGUGAAUUGCACCAAUUCUGAUGUCUGCCAAACUGUAGAGAAAGGACAACUGUAUUUAUUUUCUCAUAUGUUUUCAGUGGCAUAUUUUUAAGCUGGCUGUCUAAUUCUGAUUUUUAUCUGCAAACUCUUCUCCAGCUGUUACAGGGGUCCUGCUCUUUCUGGUACAGUUUUGAUGUAGCAUAUUUUUACUCUGUUUAGCAGUUAUGAAUGUUUCACUGUAGAGAUUAGUAUUGCAAAGAAAAAGAUCCAUGUAGUAGUGUCCUGUUUUUUCUUGAUCCUCCUUUACGAAACCAGGCAUUUAAAGGCAGGUUGAGGAUGGGUUAUACUCGUCAGCAGCAGAGAACAGUGUUACUCCAGUUGAGCAUCAUUAAUCUCCUGAGCCAGUUUCUCUGGUGGGGUGCCGCGGGUGCGUACCACACGUGGAAUGAACUAUUCUAAGAAGGACAUCUCCGAGCGGUACAGGCACUGGAGGUGCAGGCUUCUGCCCUCCCUCCCUGACGUGGGGACUGAGCGUAGCCACAGCAGAGGCAGCACUCGCCUCUCUGACGUGGAAGUGCGUGUCUAUUAAAACUGAACAAGUCUCUGUUGUUGUCCCCGUUCCUAAAACUCGCUACAAGUAGCACAGGAUGCCACAGAUGGCCUUGGCUUAAACCUAGGAAACAAAAGUGCUCAAAGUUCAAGAAAUGCCAGAAUUAAAGUCACCUCUAAAGCUUAGACUUCAAGUCUCCACGUGCCUGGGCAUUACAGUGCAGUCGUGUGCUAGUGCUCUGCCCAUGCGCCGAGGUUGUCCCAUUGGCAUGGUGCACAAGUUGGCUGGUACUGAAAGCGGGGAACUGGGACCGAAGGUACCAGAAAGUGUCCCCUUGGUGUCCCUGUCCCAUCCGUUACAGUGGUGGGAGGUUGGGCAGCAAGCGAAGCUGGGAGCUGCAGGAAGAGAAGCUUUUCUGGUGGUCUGUGCCAGAGGAGGGGUUUUGAGACUUGGUGCUUCUGCAGAUGAGACGUACACACCCCAUAUAUGAUCAGACCAUUGUAACUACAGCAAUAUUGGUGCUAUGAAAUGGUGGUGUGUUAAAGAAAAAAUAAAAAGAACAACAUAGUGGCUCCUUAAAACAGUGUUUUCAUAUUAACAUUUGUUCCCUCUUGGGAAACUUUGUAGGAGUGCUUGGGGAAGUUGAGCAGAGUUUGUCAGCCACUCGGGACAGGAUGAGUGCCAGUGAAAAAGGCAUUUAGAGGGGGUUGUUGUGAACCAUCUUGAGUGCAAGACUCUGCAAGGGCAAAAAUGUUUGAUUUUUUUAGAUUGGUAAUGUGGCUGGCAGUGGGACAGGCAGCUUUAAUUCUGGUAUUUCCCAGGUUUGAGCACAUAAUAUGAGUGCAUACAAAAAGAAAAAUUCUUUUAAUGUUGCUUUUUAUAUAUUAAAUAGUUUGUAGAAUAUAUUUGAAAUCUAUUAAAGUGGCUGGACUUUGUUCCAUGUUUGAUAUCUUCCCUGUCAUUCCUGUUUGACUCCCAUGGCUAUAAAGUGAUACAGGUGGGGAGACCAAACACGACAACUUUACUGGACCUGUGAUGUCCUGUACGGAGCUUGAAUUCAUACGUAGUAUUUUGCACUUAAAAUGGAUUGCACCUUUCAUCCAAAGAUCUCAGAGUGCUUUAUGGAGGUGGGAGGUCUCCUGUGAGAAGCACAAUGAUUUUAAGUCUUCUCUGCAACUAGGAAAAGAGGCCAGGAUGAAGCAGAAGGUCAAACUGGAAGGUAAAAAUAUUUCAAAAAGCAAUAAGAUGUUCUUUGUUUGUAAUCAGAGUCAAGGGUGUUACGGAUGACUAUUUGCAUGCCAGUGUUGUAGGCUGUGAAUAAGGGCAUUUGGCUCCACAAUGUCUUCGGUGACCGGCUCGAGAACUUCCUUUUGUAAAGCGCUGGCAUCCUACUCAAAAGGAAAAUCGUUAUCUCGUGCCCGUGGCUAUUCAAACGCAUUGCUGUCACUAACCAAAGGUUACUUGCCAUUGACUUCUGAUAAUUUCUUGGGUCUCUAAAGGGAGAAAAAGGUGUUCCCUGAGCAGGCCUGUUCGCUUGGAGCAGUGCAGUGGGAUGCUCUUGUUUCUUGGGGAA